Corticium candelabrum is the source of this 6229-nucleotide messenger RNA. RefSeq lists its product as uncharacterized. Bases 414 to 6068 code for a protein of 1884 amino acids. The transcript is spliced from 19 exons. Lineage: Eukaryota; Metazoa; Porifera; Homoscleromorpha; Homosclerophorida; Plakinidae. The record is from RefSeq and is a predicted model, not a curated record. Gene Ontology annotation, molecular function: lipid carrier activity. Gene Ontology annotation, biological process: lipid transport.
UUGAAAUUUCGUAAGAAAGGAAAGGAUUGAGGGGAUGUUGUUUGCGCAAUGACUAAGCAGAAAGAGAAAUUUAUUGAUCCCUAGGGUAUAUGGGUAUCCCACACUGGCACGUGCAAGUAACUCAAAUGAAUUCCCUUUGUUCAAAGUUGAUGUUUUGUUGAGAAUGUUUUGCUGUAGAUUUUCUUCAUGCAAUUGCCCUAGUUGUUAAGUUAAUACUCAGCAUGUUUGUCAAUUUUUUUAUGGUAGAUGGUGGUCAUGAAUCAAGUUGAUCGUGGGGUAUGCAGAGGAGUUGGAGUUACUCUAUAGAUAAGAUGACAAAACAACCAUUGUGUGUAACUGGAGCAUAAUCUGAAUACCCAUGACGCAACUUUCUUUCAUCAGCUGGUCAUUCUGGUGUUCACAUCUGACCAAGCAUGCAAGUCAUUUGGGCUGUCGUGUUGGUUGGUUUGACUCAUGGAGCCUCGGUAAUAGAACGAGAAAGUUGCAUUCCUCAUGAGGAGGCUACCUAUGAGUAUCAUGCUGUUGGUUACAACACUAUCCCUGGCACAUCUCAUGGUGUCAGUGGUGUGAAAACCAAGAUGACCUUGCUCAUCAAGAAAUAUCUAAAGGAAGUUGACCAGAUGCAGCUAGAGGUUGUCGAGUGCCGUAGUGCUCCAAUUCCAGAUGUUGCACAACCAGGUGAAACUGAUAUUUGCAAAAAGCUGAAGGAGCAUAUCUUGGCAUUCAACAUGCAUGAUGGCAAAGUUACUGCCAUCUACCCACACCCUUAUGAGAUGGUCCACAUUUUGAACUUGAAACGAGGAAUGCUAAGUGCAUUGCAAGUACGUUCUCUGGGGAAAAAUACCACUCAAAUCAUUGAGGAGGUGGAUAUUUUGGCAACAUGUGACACCGAAGUUCAAGAAUCACACAAGGCAGAUUAUGUCGAGAUACAGAAAACUCGUAUAACUGAAAAGUGUCGAGGCCAUCCCAAGCACACUAUACUCUCUCAAAGCAAACAUGAGCCGGCCUCAUUUGCACAUGGAAUAAUGACUGCUUCAUACAAAUUGAACAAAAGGGGGCAAAUCAUGUCAGCCAAACUGAUCCAGGAAGAACAGUUAGCUCCGUUUACCAAAGAGGCUGGUCAAAUUUUAACUCAUAUUAACCAAACUUUCUGGCUUGUCGAUACCAAGAGUCGAUGCAGCUACCCAAUUCCUCUUAAAGACGUAGAGAAAAAGCAACUGGUCUUCGAUUAUGAUGUGACAUCAAAUGAAGAGGAUAGAAGUGGAGAUGCUUCAGAACUCAUUGAUGAACUACAGAAGACUCAGCUACAAGACAUCCCAGAAAAGUUUAUCAAGCUGAUUGCUACCCUGCGGAAGCUUCACUUUCAUGAACUACAGAGCAUGCACGAGAAAAUCAAGACUUCAAAGCAAAAGCAAUCAACAUUUCUUGAUGCACUGGCAUUCACAGGGACAAACCAGGCUGUUAAGCUUAUUAUCGAAUUGACUCGUUUAGACUCUGACUUAUUGAGUGAGACACGGAAAUCGGAAUUGGCUCUCAGUUUGGCUGCAGUACCAGUGCAGUACGCUGAUCCCUGCAAACUGCUGAAGCAAACCCUGAAAAUGGUCCAGAUCAGGGACACCUGUCACAGCAGCACACUCACACUUGGCACUGUUAUCAACAGAGUUUAUCAAUACAACCCUGGACAGUGUAGAGUGGAAAUUGAAGAGGCUAUUAUGCACCUUAUACAAAAGAUCGAGCUUGUAAAUAUCCAAGAAGAUGUAAACACUGCAGUGUGGAAACACGCUGUUGUUGCUAUCAAAGCCCUUGGCAAUGCUGGAAUUCCACAAUCUAUUGUCAAACUGUACGAAUAUAUUAAGGAGAAGAAAUUGAUGAUUGAAGGCCGCACAGCUGCAAUCUAUGCUCUCCAGAGAAUUUCACAAAAACACCCACAAAGGGUACGUGAUGUUACCAUGCCAUUGUACCUAAACACUGCAAAUGAAGAUGAGAUUCGAGUUGCUGCUUUCAAUGUGUUUAUGGGUGCCAUGACUUAUGGUGAAAGUUCAAGCAAUCAGACGAGAUUAGUUUUGCAGCUUGUCGCUCGUGAACCAAACUCAGAAGUUCAGAGCUACGUGUGCAGCUAUCUUAGAGCACUGAAAACCAGCAGUGAUCCAUUUGAUAGAAAACUUCAAUCUUACCUGUUCGAGUUUGAGAGCUGGACGAAUGCAACCAAAGCUUGUACAUCUACAACUCACUCUAUCUUUUCUUCAAGUGUCUACCAGUGGUACAAACCAGUCUCUGACUUAAUCACACGAAUGUCAAACAAUACAAUGGGUGCUUCUAUGUCAGUUGAUUACAUCUCAACAAAUGCCAGCCGAGUUCCAAGGACGGCGACAGCCAAACUGAGAGCCAGUCUGUUUGGAUAUGACAUGGAUCUGAUGGAGGCUGGAAUUAGAAUGACUGGAGUAGAGAAGCUAAUCUGCAGCAUGCUGGUCGGUUCUAAAGGGUUUAUCCACCUUGGGACACUUUCUGAGGAAGCACAUGAUAAGCUUUGUGGAAACCAAAAUGAAACCACAAGUGUGUCUGCCUACAUGAAGGCCAUGGGUGAUGACAUAAUGUGGAAGAAGUUUAUGCCCAACAAAUCUGUGUCAGUAACAACAUUCCGUGACAAGGUUAUUGACCUGUUUGCCAAGGCCAAGACACUUCCAUUCAAACUGUACUCCUUGAUCAAGUUCAUGUCAAGUGGAGAGCAAACAAUCCUGGAUAACAAGUUGACCCUAACCAAGACAGCUGGGUUCUUGGACAUCACAAGGGUUAUUCCCACAAUCACUGGAAUGCCUAUAAGCCUUACGCUUGCAGCUGCUGGACACAUGGAAUUCAAUUGUACCACUUCUGUUAAAUACAAAACACCUCAUCCUGUCAUGGCAGUAGCCAGGUCGAUAUUUGGCAUGUUUGGUGACAAACACGAUGGUGCACUCCAUGCUUCUCUUGACAUCCAACCCAAGUUCUCAGUUGCUGCAAAGGUACAAUUGCUUCUUGAUGACUACAACUUCAAGCCGAAGCUUGUCUUUUUUGGAAACUCCAGCUCAAACUUCACUCAACACGUGACAGCAAGCAUCAAUGACGAAUCUGCUGAGAUGGUAAUCACUGAAAUGCCUAAUGACGAGACUCUUCUCCUGAAUACCAGCUACAUUCAGUACACAGAAGUCCUGGGAAAACGACAGAAACUGCCACUUGAAAAGCAAGAAAAGAAGGGUCUCCGCAUCAAGGCUUAUGACGUUGUUGGUCUUGACCUGGUCGGUAAUGUUAGCUAUCCUAUGGCUGCUAGUCAUCUACCUAUCAGGGCUUUAUCUGGACCUGCAAACUUGAAGAUUUCUGUUGUACGACCAAAUGCUAAUCUGAGCAAAUUGAAGUUCUCAUUCACAAGAAGUGACUUGAAAUGGAAGAGUGUGUUUGUUAAUGCAAGUAUGGUUGCUGUUGGUAUAGACAGAUCCACUGCAGGAUCAAUUGGCUGGGAGCUCAAAAACAAGGUGUUUACACUUAAUAACACCAUCAAGAGUGCAUUUGCCAAUUCAUCAACAGUUUUUGUUGCCAACAUGAACGAAUCAUUUACCAUUGACAGUAAAUUCAAUUUCAGCUCAAGCAUUGCUGACAUGACACUGCAGAUUGGACUCAACAGCACCAAACUCGACGCGAAGUCGUCUUUCUAUAUUGCUAAACAACGGAUAUACCAUGCGGAAAUCGAUGCAUCUCGUCAGUCGUUCAGUCAGGCUAACAUGUCGGCUAUUCUCUUCAUCAAGGAUAACGAGUUACCGCACGUAUUUAACAUGACUGGACAUCUAAGCAAAUGGUGUACUAAUAUCACUGGACAAUUACUUCUAGAAAACAAGACAGAACCAUACCUGGUCAAUGUCAGUGGCUCCUUUGGUAAAUAUUUUGCCAACUUCACGAGUCUUGUUGAAAUCCCUGGACAUUAUCAGCCAUACCAGCUGGGUUUUAAGGGAUUGUACAAGAAUGAAAGCAUCACCAGCUCGGCUAUGAUUCACCUUCCUGACAUUCUCAAGCGUCAGGACCUCUUUUUUAAUGCAUCUGUUGGCAAAUGGUUUGCUAGCAUGUCUGGCCUGCUGCAUCAAGAAGGCAAAUCUGUUCCACACAAGAUGACAGUCAAGGGAUUAUACAAAAAUGGACAUGUCAAUGGGACAGCUAUGCUUCACUUGCCUGGAUAUCUCAAGCAUCGGGACCUCCUGCUUAACGCAUCCGUUGGUAAAUGGUUUGCUAAUGCGUCUGCUCUGCUAUACGAAGAAGGCAAAUCUGUUCCACACAAGAUGACAGUCAAGGGAUUAUACAAAAAUGGACAUGUCAAUGGUACAGCGAUGCUUCACUUGCCUGGAUAUCUCAAGCAUCGGGACCUCCUGCUUAAUGCAUCCGUUGGUAAAUGGUUUGCUAAUGCGUCUGCUCUGCUAUACGAAGAAGGCAAAUCUGUUCCACAUAAGAUGACAGUUGAUGGAUCAUAUAAACAUGGCAGUAUCAAUGGUAAGGGUAUGCUUCACUUACCUGGACUUCUUAAACGCCAGGACCUUCUGCUCAGCGGGUCUGUUGCAAAGUGGUUUGUAAACAUGUCUGCCCUGCUACAUCAAAAAGACAAGUUACUUUCAAAUAAGAUGGCUGUCAUGGGAUUGUAUAAAGAUGGACACGUUGACAGUACAGCUAUGCUUCAUUUACCUGGAAUCCUUAACCGUCGACAUCUUUCCCUGAAUGGAUUGUUUGGCAAAUGGCAUGCUAACUUGUCAGCCCAUGUACAUCAGGAAGACAAGCCUGAGAUGAUUGUCAGUGGUUCAUAUAAAGACGGACAUAUCAGUGGUUCAGCCAUGAUUCACUUACCAGAAGUUCUCAAGCGUCAUGAUCUUUCCCUGAAUGGAUCAUUUGGCAAAUGGUCUGGUAACUUAACUGCUGUUCUACAUCAAGAAGGCAAAGAUCAUCCCCAUAAAAUGGAUUUCCGUAGCUACAUUGGGAAACACCAUUGUCAUAUGUUUGGACUGCUGCAUCUGGCCAAUAAGACCAAACCACACUCUGUAUACACACAGAGUAAGUGGCACAAGUGGCAUUUACACUCAUUCAUGCGUGUAAAACUUGCCUCAUUGGAAAGGCCAAAUGAUUUCAGUAUAUCUGGACAAUUUGAUAAUGGGCACGUCAAAGGCAGAGUGCUUUUGGAUACAUAUAACUUAUUCAAGUUUUAUCGCCAAGAUGAGUUGCCCAACGGUACUAUCAAAAGGAUCUUUGCAAAACUGUCAAAUGUUGCCCAUCAACCUCAUCCCAAUCACUGUCACCGUUUGAAAAUUGAUGGAGUCCUGGGGAAAUGGCAUGGACAAAUUACAGCUAAGCUACAAGAAGCUAAGCACAAAAAACCACACGAAGUUACCGUCAAGGGAUCUUUGGCAAAGUGGUCCAUCAGUGGUAGUGCUUUGCUUCUUCCUCAGGGAGAGGAACUGCCACAUCAAGUACAUCUCAAUGGUAAAAUGGGCAAGUGGUUUCUCAGGGGCUGGGCUACCUUCCAUAAAUCUGGAGACGUUCAUCCUUACUAUGCCGACUUCGAUGGCUCUAUGGGCAAACUAUGGGUCAAUGGCAAUGCUCUAUUUUUCCAUCCUAACACCGAGAAACCAUACAAAGCUAGCCUCACUUGUUCUGUUGGUAAACACUGGAUCAAUAGCACCGCAGUUUAUCAUCAUGCUACGGACGAACGACCGUACCUUCUCUUUGUGAAUGGCUCUGUUGGUAAGUAUUGGGUCAACGGCAGUACAUCCUUCCAUAUGGCUCGUGAUGAGCAACCGUAUCAAGCCAGUCUCAUAGGAGCGGUUGGCAAGUGGUUUAUGAAUAUCUCAUCAAGUGUACACCUCCAGAUUUCCAACUGGGAUACAUAUUUUGUCAAUUCCAGCAUGCUACUGGAAGGUCGAAAUGUCAAGAUGUCAGCCAAGUCAAAUCUACUUGGGCUACCAAGUGUUCAAAAAUAUCUACGGAUAACCGAAAAGGAAAAAGCUGUCGAGGUACAUAACCUAGUGUUGGAAGAUGAGAAGACACAUAACGUCCUUCAUUGAAAUACCUCGAUAGUAAGUUGUUAUAGGAUGUUGCAGACAGUAUGACGAUGUGAAACGGUUGCGCGGACAUGGGACGCAUUUUAGCACCAUAUAUUGUUUCAGUGUUGUGUUAGACUAUGAUGCAUUGCAAUUGAAUUCAUUCCAGUGUUGGCAUGAUGGGA